Messenger RNA from Dibothriocephalus latus, 369 nucleotides. Lineage: Eukaryota; Metazoa; Platyhelminthes; Cestoda; Diphyllobothriidea; Diphyllobothriidae. The record is from the annotation of a GenBank genome assembly.
AUGCCCCAGAAACCGUCUGAAUCGUUGCCGCGCGGUCCGAUCGUCAAGUUUCCGGCGGACUACUUGGCGCCUACCGCACCAAAAGUGCUCACACCCAGUCACCUCCAACUGAGCGGCGGCAGCAGCGAUGGGCAUUCCGAGUUCCGGCGGCACGCCAACAGCGACUAUCACGGUAUCUCCUAUCCACGCAGCCCUCUACUCGGGGGACCAGCCAUGAAGAUGACUGAUGAUGUGGUCUGUGGACGAGACCUGCUUCCGAAACCGGGACGACACAGCUUUGCCACCUUAGACAGCAGUUGGCGUCCGCUGAAACAGCUGCCCCAAAUGUCUGCAACCUCCAUCGCGCCGGCACAGCCGCUACCGGUGUAA